GCCGGCACCAGCUGCGCCUUUUUCAAGGUCCCGAUGCUGCUUUGCACAGAAGCGGCGGCGGUGGCGACUUUGGAAAGCGCCUUGCCAGCUGGCGACAUGGGGAAGCUGCCUUCGCUCACGCCGCCGGAGCAGCAACAGCAGCGGCUCUUCCUCCUGCCCAGGCAACAGUCGCUGGCCUCCCCCUUGGUGCUCAACCCCUUCGUGCAAGAGAGGCGUCUGGACGCCAAGGAAAAAACCUGGGUGUUCUUAUUGGGCCUUAUCCUCCUCCCUCUACGCGUUGCGUUCAUCCUGCUCCUUCUGUUGCUGGUAUGGCCUUUUGUGCUUCUCGCGACAUCCUGCACCAAUGAAAAAGGCUCGGUGCCCCUCCAAGGAUGGAAAAGGAGGCUAUCCAACAUCGGCCUCCUCGUCUUUGGCCGAGCUUUGUUCUUUGCGAUGGGCUUCCAAGUCAAAGUCAAAGGAAAAGUCGCUAGUCCUCAAGAGGCACCCAUCUUAGUGGUCGCUCCGCACUCGAGCUUCUUUGACAGCAUUGUUUGUGCCGUGGCAGGCUUGCCUUCUGUGGUGUCCAAGGAAGAGAAUGUCUGGGUGCCCGUUUUUGGAAGGUUCAUUGAUGCCCUCCAGCCCGUGUUGGUCUCACGGAAUGACCCAGAUUCACGGAAGCAUACUAUCCAAGAAAUAACGAAACGGGCGACCUCCGGAGAACAAUGGCCUCAGGUAAUGAUUUUCCCAGAAGGGACGUGUACAAACCGAUCCUGUUUGAUCACAUUUAAACAAGGAGCUUUUAUUCCUGGGGUUCCUGUUCAGCCCGUGGUUAUUCGCUACCCUAACAAGUUGGAUACCGUGACAUGGACCUGGCAGGGAUACAGCUUCAAACAGGCAUUAGUACUGACUUUGUGCCAGGUCUUUACGAAAGUGGAAGUGGAGUUCCUCCCUGUUCAUGUCCCAUCUGAGGCAGAAAAGAAAGACCCGGCCCUUUUCGCCAGCAGAGUCCGUAACAAAAUGGCAAGUGUUUUGGAGGUGCCGGUCACAGAUCACACUUACGAAGAUUGUCGGCUCAUGAUUUCGGCAGGGCAGUUAACUCUCCCCAUGGAAGCCGGUUUGGUCGAAUUCACAAAAAUCAGCAAGAAGUUGAACCUCAAAUGGGACAGCAUCCGCGAUCAGCUGGAUCAAUUUGCAAGGAUUGCCAGCACGUCCAAAGGCGGUCGGAUCGGCAUCGAAGAGUUUGCUAACUAUUUGAAGCUGCCCGUCUCGGAUGUCUUGCAAGAGCUGUUUACUCUCUUUGACAGAAACGGCGAUGGGACCAUAGACUUCCGCGAAUAUGUGAUUGGCUUGUCGGUCCUGUGCAAUCCCGCCAACACGGAGCAGACGAUCCAGAUGGCAUUUCAGCUUUUCGACAUUGACGAAGAUGGCAGCAUAACAGAAGACGAAUUUGCCCUAAUUAUCCGUUCAUCGCUGGGGCUUCCUGACCUCGAUGUUUCAAACCUCUUCAAGGAGAUCGAUGCUGACAAAUCUAACAAACUCUCCUAUGAAGAGUUCAAGGAUUUCGCUGAGAAGCACCCUGAAUAUGCCAAGCUGUUUACAACGUAUCUCGAGCUGCAACGCUGCCAGCUGUUGACAGAGGCGGAAUUCACUUCCGGGGAAGUCACCCCUACCACCCCAAGCUGUCUAUCUUCUUCGGAAACGACGCCGGUGCCAAGGAACAAAGUCUGCCCUCUAGUGACCGAAAAUGAGCAUUCAAAUGUUUCAGAUAAAAAAGAAGACUGAAUCUAAAAAGCCUAAUAAUAUAUUCCUUAAUUUAAGCUGCGGAAGGAUUCCUUUUAUUAAAUCCAAAUCUUGGUGGGAUAUAUAUAUUUUUUAACCAGACCGAGUAAAGCAAAAAACUUGCUUUUGGAAUGUACGCGUUCAUGUGUUGUGUGUCGGGGACUAUUUUUUCAAUAAAUAAAUUUGGGGAAAUCUUUUGCUACUUC
Messenger RNA from Pantherophis guttatus, 1964 nucleotides. RefSeq names its product lysophosphatidylcholine acyltransferase 2 (gene LPCAT2). Lineage: Eukaryota; Metazoa; Chordata; Lepidosauria; Squamata; Colubridae. The record is from RefSeq and is a predicted model, not a curated record. Gene Ontology annotation, cellular component: endoplasmic reticulum. Gene Ontology annotation, molecular function: lysophosphatidic acid acyltransferase activity; calcium ion binding; 1-acylglycerophosphocholine O-acyltransferase activity.